Messenger RNA from Suillus paluster, 551 nucleotides. RefSeq lists its product as uncharacterized. The transcript has 4 exons. The coding region runs from base 131 to 442 and encodes 103 amino acids. The record is from RefSeq and is a predicted model, not a curated record. NCBI's taxonomy places the organism in Eukaryota, Fungi, Basidiomycota, Agaricomycetes, Boletales, Suillaceae.
CGGUUUUGAACGGCUGCCACGUGGAACCAGCCAACCAGUGCACCGUAAUUCCAAAUUCCAAAGUGAGCAUUGUAGAGCCAUUGGUUUGGAGGAAGAGUCUGCUGUUAGUAGAUACAGUCCAAGAUUUAUCAUGCCCCAGCAACGUUUGGUCAUCCAUUACGUGUUGAGCACCCUGGCGCUAUGGCCAAAGGGAAAUAACUCCGAGUCCUGGCAAGUCCAGACAGUAACCGUCACAAGCGUCGGUUCUAGCCUCAAAAAAGCCCUUUCUGUGGGUUGCCUGUGGGAAGUGCGACUGAUCGCAUAUGAAAUUUGUCAUACCCAGCACUACCUAGCACUACCUUGGCUCUCGAACCUCAAUCUUAAAAGUCAAUACGAGCACCCCCGUUAUUGUACAGCUCCGACGAGAGGUACUAACCCAGCUAUGGAAUAUGACGCAGCCUGACUCGCAAUCUGGCUUGUACAAGUUAUCUCCGAGCCUGACUCCCGCGGCCUGGAUCUAGAGUGUGUACUGUUAGCUCCGAAUACAGAAGGAACGACUACUUUCCUUCUAC